Acromyrmex echinatior (Panamanian leafcutter ant) is the source of this 1426-nucleotide messenger RNA. RefSeq lists its product as uncharacterized. The record is from RefSeq and is a predicted model, not a curated record. Lineage: Eukaryota; Metazoa; Arthropoda; Insecta; Hymenoptera; Formicidae. Gene Ontology annotation, molecular function: N-acetyltransferase activity.
AGUAUGCUUCAUGCGUGCGAGAACGUUUGUACGUAAUACUUCAGUUCAUCACAAACAGAGAAGAAGGCAUUGUGUUAAGAUCUCCUUGUCAAAAUGAGCAACACGUGCAAAAAUAUAUCCUAUUAUCGACCUUGGGGUUCGAUGGAGAACGGUCAGAUAGAAUUCGAGUCCUUGUCGGACGAUACCUUGGAGGGUGCUCUCAAUGUGAUAAGAAAGAGCUUCUUCCUCUACGAGAAAAUAUGCAUAGCUGUGGAACUGAAUUCCGAACCGGGAGCAUCCAAGGAACUCGAGGAGCUCUGUUUGUACGCGGCUAAGGACGGCGUGAGUGUGGUGGCUGUCGACGUCACCACUAGCGAAGUUGUUGGAGUCGCGUUCAAUAAAAUCCAAAUGCCCUCCAAUAGUUCAGAGAAAAGUUUCUUCGAAUGCUUCAGUGAAAAUUGCCGAUACAAAUCAUCAAAGGCUUUAGUGGACUUCAUGAUAGACGUGGAUUCGCGAACAAAUCUUUUCAAGCACUAUUAUGUCAAUUGUAUUCUCGAGAUCAUGUUUCUGGCAACUCUGCCCAAUUACGGGAAACGACGAAUAGGUGAAAUGCUGGUCGCUUCUUCGUUGGAACUCGGUAAAGAACUGAGAAGUAGCAAAAACGUGAGGAUACCUAUCACGAUACAUGGCAGCAACAAAGUAACGAAUGCCAACGCAGUGCCGACCUUGGUCUCUGCUAUCAUGACGUCCAAUUAUUCCUAUCUAAUUGCAAUGAAAUUGCACUUUGAUCAGCUUUUGAAAGUUUCGUAUGAUGAGUAUGAGUACAACGGAAAGAAAUAUAGCGAAAGAAUAAAUAGCCAGGAACAUCGACAGUGUGUCUUGGUAGCUAAGAGGCUCUGAGAGAGGCCCGAUGUAGACAAUAAUCGCGAAAGUAGUUUAGGAAAUCCACUCACAUUACAAAGUUUAAUUAGAUUUAGAAGUAAUGUAUAAACAAUAAAUGACUCUCAAUAAAUAAAUUAAAUUUUGUCCCAAAAAUCAAGAUAAGCAUAUCAAGAUGCAUAUUAAGAUUAUUUAUUGAUUCAUCCAAAUUAGAAAUAAUAAUAAAUAUUAUAAUGUAAUAGACAAAUUUAUAUGAAUAGCAAUUCAAUUUUACUCGAUAGCAUUACUAUAACGUGCGAGAAACAGCCUGCUGAUCGAACGGCAUUUUAUAACUAAGAAAUUUAAUUUUUCAAGAAAAGUGAUUAAUAAUCGCAAUUUUUAAAGAAAUAGUCCGACAAGUUUUAAUAGGAAAAGAUAUUACAAAAGUUUUCUAAAAGUAUUUUUCUUUUGAAACGAAUUACAGAUAAGAACUUACUGAAGAAGAAAAAUAGAUGAUAUAUAGUUGGAGUUAAAGAUAUCAAUCGUAGUUGUACGAAAUUGCUUAUCAAUUCGCGAGAUUAAUUUAUUU